Messenger RNA from Vanrija pseudolonga, 1220 nucleotides. RefSeq lists its product as uncharacterized. The record is from RefSeq and is a predicted model, not a curated record. The coding region runs from base 339 to 1034 and encodes 231 amino acids. The transcript has 7 exons. Lineage: Eukaryota; Fungi; Basidiomycota; Tremellomycetes; Trichosporonales; Trichosporonaceae.
CACCACUGGACCUCGACCCCACACCUCGCACAGUCCUUACCAGCACACGGCGAUGGGCGCUCCGCUCCUCCCAACCUGUCAUUCUGAAUGCGCGUCAACCUCGCCGCCUUGCACAGCUCGCUCUUCACGGCACUCUCGGUCCUCUUCCUCCCGUCGUGCUUGGCAUCCAACAUGUCCCCGGCCUCCCAGCUCUGCGCCUCCAGACACGACCUGGCCUAUGCUACGAGGCGUGCGAGUCGAAUUUGCACGACAUACGGUUCGUCGACGAGCACGCAAAGAGGAACAAGUGCACACGGCGCUCGUCGAGCGUCCUCUGGCUCACCUUGGUUGUCCACUGUAUGGACGAGUGGUGUGACGACAGCAGCAUGCACGAGGGGCACGGCGUCAUGAGGGAUACAUUCCUCCACGAGGCCACCUUAGACAUCGGGACCGACCCAGACAAGAACCGCAACGCGACGCUUCUCGUCUCGUGCCAAGACCUCCACACCCUCGGCAGCGAGGCUGAGAAGCGCACAUUCAACACGACGAUCUUGCCCAAGCGGCACGAUUGGGAGGUGGAGUACAAUACCUUGCACACAUGGGACGUCAACAUGAUCUACCACCACGGAUUCGACGGUACUAAGUACACGUCGCUGGCAGACCCCGGCUCGCUCGAUCUCGCGGGUGGGUCCUGGUCACAACGCUGCAUGACAUGGUACCGGCAACACAUCGGCACUCCGGCUCUGUUCGGGUACCGGCACGUCCAGUCGGCUUGGGGCGGCCGGGCAUCGUUGUCGACCGGAUUGGAGAGCAUCGUCGCGGCGGACCUCGACGACAUCACUCACCCCGUCAGCUUCCCCUACCUCAUGUCUUUUCUCGACACAGUCAACGUCGGCACUGCCAGGCUCUGGAACCUCGAACGCGACCUCCACCUCAACUCACAGCAGUUUGCCAAUGUUACUCGUGUCUUCUUCGUGUCCUGCUUGACCGGAGGCGACUGGUGGAGGCGACCGGCGGCGACUGGACGAUGGAGACUGAUGGCGAGUAGUGGUUGAGACUGAUGGCGACGGCUGGCUACUGCGUACUAUACACUAGGCUCCACUAGGCCCAAGCUCUAACAUGUUAGGCGCGGUGGUGAUGUCUCCUGAGCGGACUACGAGACAGCGGCCAGAUGGCAGCGAAGGGGGUCGAGGUGUGACCGUAGCACAAGGAUGAACUAAGGCGGGGUACCAUCAUCAGAG